Molecule: messenger RNA, 3392 nt
Organism: Bacillus rossius redtenbacheri
Lineage: Eukaryota; Metazoa; Arthropoda; Insecta; Phasmatodea; Bacillidae
Product: serine/threonine-protein phosphatase 4 catalytic subunit-like
Exons: 4
Coding region: 188-1111 (307 amino acids)
Biological process (GO): double-strand break repair via homologous recombination
Cellular component (GO): cytoplasm; nucleus
Molecular function (GO): protein serine/threonine phosphatase activity
Source: RefSeq, a predicted model, not a curated record
UUAGUUUAACAAUGAAUACGUGUAAACUGUUGUCGAUUAAUAUUUGCACAUUCGACCAGUUUGUUCAUUUACCGAUUUGCGAAGGUUGGUCCUAUCUUUGAGUUUUGAAGAGAUGAAAUUGGAUAAUCUAUGAACAGUUUGGAGAUACGUAAACAAACUUGGGUCGGUUAAGAAGUCGUUUUACAAUAUGUGUGCUUUAGACUUGGAUGGUAUAAUAGAAAGGCUGAUGAAAUGUACUUUAAUAACUGAAGAUGAAGUUAAAGCUUUGUGUGGAAAAGCUCGUGAAAUAUUAAUUGAAGAAGGAAAUGUUCAAAGAGUAGACUCACCUGUCACAGUGUGUGGGGAUAUACACGGGCAAUUUUAUGAUUUGCAAGAACUUUUUAAAGUGGGCGGAAGAGUUCCAGAGACAAAUUAUUUGUUUUUGGGGGAUUUCGUAGAUAGAGGCUUUUAUAGCGUGGAAACAUUUCUGCUCCUCAUUGCGUUGAAGGUUCGAUAUCCUGAUCGUAUAACUCUGAUAAGAGGAAACCAUGAAUCCAGGCAGAUUACCCAGGUGUACGGGUUCUUCGACGAGUGCCUCAAGAAGUACGGCAGCAUAUCGGUGUGGAAGUACUGCACGGACCUGUUCGACUACCUCAGCCUGUCGGCCAUCAUCGAUGGGAAGAUCUUCUGCGUCCACGGCGGCCUGUCGCCCUCCAUCCAGACGCUGGACCAGAUCCGGGCCAUCGACCGCAAGCAGGAGGUGCCCCACGACGGGGCCAUGUGCGACCUGCUGUGGUCCGACCCGGAGGACACCCAGGGCUGGGGGGUCAGCCCACGGGGCGCCGGUUACUUGUUUGGCGCGGACAUCGUGCAAGAGUUCAACACGAUGAACAACAUAGACAUUGUGUGUCGAGCUCAUCAGUUGGUGAUGGAAGGAUACAAGUGGCACUUCACCGAGACUUUACUGACAGUGUGGUCGGCCCCCAACUACUGCUAUCGCUGCGGCAAUGUCGCGGCCAUCCUCGAACUCAGUGAAAACUUGCACCCAGAGUUCAUUAUAUUCGAGGCGGCACCCAACGACAACAGAGGGAGUCAGCCAUUCCGCAAGCAGCAGCCAGACUAUUUCCUGUAAUUUGAGCAGAAUGACGAAUGUUCCUACACCUGUGUGAAAAUAUCCUUUGAGUAAAAUUUAACUGAAAUACAUUUGUGAAGAGAGCAGUUGUGGUUUUAAUGUGCAAAUCUGAGUAAAAUAUUUUAAUAAUUUUCAUGAAUGUUUUUCCAUCAAAUUCUUCUUUUAACGAUUGCUUUUAUUUUUCUACCUUAUUCUGAAGUUGUGAAAUGAACUUAAUAUUCUAGUAAUGCUGUUGCUGACAUAAUUAUAUAACAAUGUUUACAAAAAAGUAUGUAUAUUUUAAUAACAAAAAACUUGCAGAAAUCUUUUUUAAAACUAGAAUAAUGUUCUAGUAUAGGGUCAGAUAUCAAUCAGUAUUAUUAUUUUUUUGUGAAUGUGAAUUUGCUGCGACUGAUUGAAUUCUCUACUUCGUGGUUUAAUUUCAGACUUUAGCGACUUGGUUUCAUUGGAUUGCUUGGUAACUACAUGCCAGGGAUUGUGUUCACAUUUGUUAUUUCUGUAUCGUCUGUAUUUGUAGGUAGAGCUCCCACAGGUGUUCGGGUGUUAGUCAUGUAGAAUUUCAAGAGUCAACCACUGUUUUUUACACCACUUUUCUGGAAUCUCAUGUUAUAAAUAUUCAACCUGUUUGAAUGUACCUACCUAAUUUCCAGCAUUCUACAUUACUUUUUCCUUGAGAAAUGUUAACAGUUGGGGUUUUCACUUAUAAUUUAUGAUAUUCUUGUGUGGUGUAAGUACAUAUUGUGUUUGUGUUUUGUAAAAAAAAAAAAAAUUCAGUUUUUGAUGUACUUUAUGAUUUAUUAUUUUUCCUCUUGCCUGUAUUUAAAAAUGGACAAGAAACCACAUCCAUUUCACAUUAUUCAUGUUAGUUAUAAAGUUAUGUUAUAACCUGUAAUCAGCAUAGACCCGCAUGCUGAUUUUAAUGACAUCCAAUUUUUUUUUGUAAUAUUUUGUAAAAUGUAGGGUUUUUUUAACCUAGAAACUAAAGUUUUAUUUAAGGUUUGUCCAAGAUUCAUUGUUUAAUAGUAUCUUAUUUUGUAAAAAUAUACUUUCAUCCUUUAAUAUUUUGUAUUGAUGAAGUGGGUAUGUAUUAAAACUUCUCUUUUUUUAUUCUGUUUGCCACAGAGAAAAAAUUUCUGAAUGCUAUUCCAUUGUGGAUAGGAUAAAAAAGGAUAUACAAAGCACUGGCCUUUACCUAGAAGUUUCAGGGAAAGAGCAAAAUCUCUAGCCAGGUUUUUAUCUGAUGCUGACAUUUCCAUCUGGUUUUGACAUUAUUUGUGGAAGAUAUGAAUGAUACAGAACUUGAUCAUCUUAAGCAACAAGCAAGUGCAGAAUAUUUUGGCUUUUCUGGACACUUUUUUAAAUCAGACUGAAAGAAAAAAUUUCACUGUCUGUAAUUUGGGGAAAGAAAUUAUGAAUUCACACUGUGAUAAUCAUGUUGGGUUAACACAGUAUCAAGAAAAGUAGUGCAUACCUUGGUCUGACAUUGUAAAAAGCUCCAUGUUAGAAAUUGGUGACUGCUUAACAUUGGUUUAUAUAUUUUUUUGUUUUGUUUUCAAUAUAACCAUAUUCUGUACACAAAGCAAAUAAGUGAGAUAGCCAGAUAGCAUACUAAUUUUAAAAUUUCUAACAACGUAAAAGUUUCUCCUAAGUCCCAAAACACAAUUCCUAAUUGGAAAAUGUUUUAACCAAAUCUCAUAUAUAUGUGUUAUUAAAAUUAAAAUUUUCCAAAUCAUAUUAAUGUCAUAUCAAAAAUAUGAUCAUACAUUUUUGGGCAGUCAAGAAAAUUUAAGCAUUGCAAUUUUUAUUCCUAAUACUUAGGUGUUUUCGUUUUUGCUUUAAAAAAUAAGUUGAAAAAUGUGUUUUUUUUGCUAAGUGGCAAUCUUUUGUUUUGUAACAUGCUUUUUACACUUUAAAUAAUUAAUAUCUCUGCAAUUAUCUCAACACAGAUGUUCAUUUCAACUUUGAGAUGAAGACAGUGGUUCGUGUUAUUCUGUGUGAGACAGACGUGCUAUCACUCCCUCGGGUGAGGCCCUUAUCCCUUGGCCGUAUUCCAGACAUCCCAGCAGCAGGCAAGGUCGCUGGCUGCACCCCUCCCCUUCACUUGUGACUUUGCUCAGGCUCGGAGAUAUUGGGAGCGAAAUAUUCUUGUUGGAUUUAGAAAGUUGUGUGUGUUAACCAGAGAUUUGUGUGAUUUAAAUCCUGGUAUUGAUGUGUAAUGCAAAAUAUUUUCAGUGUGUGAAUUUUUAUGCAAAUAUCUUUUUGCAAUAAAGAAUUAUUAAUG